Molecule: messenger RNA, 810 nt
Organism: Arabidopsis arenosa
Lineage: Eukaryota; Viridiplantae; Streptophyta; Magnoliopsida; Brassicales; Brassicaceae
Source: the annotation of a GenBank genome assembly
ACUUUGUUUUGUUAUUCAGACAAGUCUCCGAAGUUCUCGCUAGCCGCGGAAACCAAGUCUGCCGACGAAAACAUGUCUUCCGGCCGAAACAGGUCUCGCGUGAACGAACCUUACUGGGCAGAGAUAUACGCCAAGGGUAACACAGGUGUGUUUUGGGACUUGUUGUACCAAGAUGAGAAAAACCUCCUCCCCAAAGAAUUGAUUGAUAAAUAUGAGGCUGCCGGAAUCAGUAUCAAUUUCGUACCCGAUAUUCCUGAGGCGUAUGGAUAUGCUAGAGAUCAUAAGAUGUUAGUGGACAUUCUUCGGUGGGCAGUGGACAGUCCUAUAGAAUCCAAUUUGAUUGUACUCUCAAAGAACUUGAAAGAAGAGUUGACUGUCUGUGUUAUUCAAGGUUUGCAUGAUAGAGGUUACAAUGUUCUCUUAGCAGUUCCUACAGAAGAGAUACCUUUUACUGAAAGCUCAGCAUGGCUUUGGGAUGGCCUUUGUGCAAGCCUAUCAUCAGAUGGAAGCCGAAGCUCACAACAUGUUGACAAUAAGGCGGAUACUGUUGCUGUUGCCGAUUCUGUGUAGUGACUAGGGAGCAAAUAUCGGUAGAGGAGACUAACAUGUAUUUUUGAUGUUUUAUGUUAUAAUGAUGCACUCUAUAUAUAUAUAUAUGAUUCUCUUUGAUUUGAUCAUUUUAAUUUUUUCUUCAUAUAAAACAAAAACAAAAAUUAAAAUAUCGAAAAUACUCUUUUAUGGACUAAGAGAAAAUGCAUGUAUGUGUAUUUUUGUUAUUCUGAUGUUGUUUUAUAAAUAUGUGAAGUGUUG